UAAUUUCGCCUUAAAUAAACAAAUACAUGCGAUAAAUGAUUCAGACAGGCUGCAAAUCGGAAACAUUUCAAGCCUCUGCUGAGUUUGCCGGGAGCAACAAAAUAAGAAAAAGCCUUGGAGACUUGACUUCUGAGAAUAAACAGACACAGCGCUCAACAAUCUCUCCCUUUUUUAAAAAUAAGAAAAGCGGAGGAAAAGAAGAAGCGAGGAAGGAACAAAAUCUCUCCGCUGAUCCAAUCUCCUGCUCUCUGGACAUUCUUCAAUUGCAAAGGCAUCUUGCAUAGAAUUUUCAGGAGAAUGGAAAGUGUGAGUGAACUUCAGAAUCCCCUGUUGGCUAAGAACAAUGGACAUCUCCACAACAGUUAUACUUACCGUCAGGAUUAUCCUGGCCACCGUUGUCAGGGCAAACUAUAUUCCUACAUUUUCCAAAAUUCUGGCAAUGCAAGGACUCACCAGUUGCUGGAUGCCAGCUCUCUUCAGCUGGCUGUUGAAGCAUUGUAUGGCCCAAAUUUCAUCCUAGUGAAGGAUGAAGCAAGUGUCAAAGUCAAGGACAACAAAGGUGAGAGCUGUGAGACAACCUUCAUGGAAAAUAAAGAAUCACCUGCUGAGGCUGUUGAUGGACAGGAAACACAAGGACACUCCCUUAUGGAAAAUGAUAUCAAAAUCCAGACAGUAUCCUAUGAAGUGGAGGAGGAGGAAUUACAGGAAUAUGAGAGUGACUCCUCAAGUGACAGCGAAAGUGAAGAUAAUUUUCUGAUGCUUCCCCCACGAGACCACCUGGGCUUAGCUAUUUUCUCAAUGCUCUGCUGUUUCUGGCCUCUGGGAAUUGCUGCCUUCUACUUUUCUCAAGGGACAAGUAAGGCCAUCUCUAAGGGAGACUUCCACCUGGCGAGUUCAGCUUCCCGAAGAGCUCUGUUCCUUGCUGCACUCUCCAUUACCAUCGGCACGGGGGUAUAUGUCGGAGUAAUCGUAGCAUUGAUUGCUUACCUAUCUAAAGGUGGCCAUGUAUAAUUGCAACUUCUGCAUGAUGCGCAUGACAAUGGAUAAUUCUCUUGAAUUAUGUACUUUCCUGUGAAACAGGGGACACAGUGCUGACAAGGAUUACAAUGCAGCCUUUUCUAUACAGAGAUAUGUGCUCAAAUAAACUGUCUAUGUGGACUCAUUAUUUUUCAGAUGAACAAUAGACUAUGACCUACUUUACAUCUUCGACUGACAAACUGAAAAAAAUCCAAAAUCCUUCAUUGGGAAGAUAGCACAGUCUGAAAAGCCUGGAUUUCAAGACUGCCAGGAAUAAAAAGGGGGGUUGGGAUGAAUUUUAAAUUGUUGUCUGCAGGGUGUUUUGAAACUGAUGUUCUUGUGUGCUAGACUCGAUGUUUGUGAAGUUCAGUCACCUGUUGGAUCCAAGCUUCUGUCUUACUCAGGGCACACAGUGAAAUGUUGUGGAAUAUUCAAUUCAUUUAAAGUCUUUCCUUUGGAAGAUAGGACUGAGGGCUAUGCAGUGAUGGCAAAGCAUUAUUUGUCAGGAUAUUAACAUUUUAUGCUGAUGACACUACCUGCAAUAUCAAAUACUACGUAUUAAUUCACCCUUGGGUAACUACCUAUCAUGAAGCCAGCUUUGAUCUAAGUUCUCUUUCAGAGGUUUUACAGCCUUUGUUCGCAUAAUCUGCCUCUCCUGCUACAACUCAUGUGUCAGGCUUUCCCCACAGUCUCAUCCUAUAAUGAUAAGACCUUAGAGGGCGACAUUCAGCCAUAACUUCAGUCUCAAGAUACACAUCUGUUUUAAAUAAGCCAGUGAAGAAUAGUUUGAGUAUUACUUAUGAUUAUUAUAACUGAGCACAUUGAUGGGGUUUGGGAAAUUCCUCAAGGCCUACUAGCUUUUAAAUUAAGUAUUAAGCUAGUGGGUUUACAGAACCACUAUGAUGUGGAAAAGUCACACUGAGAGGUUGAUGUGGUAUGACUGCUUUUUACUGCAUCUAGAAACACAUUCCAAAGUGUAGAAAACUAUACUCCACAGAAUCAGAUUAAUGGCCACACCUCAGAAGAAGAAAAAGCCAAUAAAACAUUUUAUGAUUAUUACAUUUUCAUAUUUUAAACAAAUAUAGCAACCAUUAAAAAUUUCCUAUGAAACGGCAUACAUAAAUUAAGGUGGCAAUUCUAUAUCCCCUUAUGUACUAAUAAGAGUAAUUGAAUUCUUGAGCUGCUUUAGUUCUGUUAAAUCCUCAUUUAUUAUUUUAAUGAGGUUUUAAUAUGAACACAUAGAGCUGAUUGUAUAUGUGUGGUUGUCUUGUAGGUCAUACCUGGCAGGAGGAGCAAAGAGAAUGGUUAUGGUCAAACCUUUAUUAUGUCUUCACUGUGAAAUCCUUCAGGAUUUUGUUCCAUCCAUUAUCUUGUUUAAGCUAUGCAUGCAUUUGUUUGGUGAAAUAAUAAUUUAUUAUGUAAAGGUACAGUGUCAUUGGUAUAUCCAUUACACUUCCCUAAAUACCCUUUUCCUCUAUGCCUGAUUCAAAUCUUUGUUCUCAACCUUGGCUUGAUUUUAUCUUUGGAACAAAUAAGAGGAUCCCAUAAAAAGUGUUCAAAAGCUAAGCCAUGCCUGCAUAUUGCCAGAAAUGUUCCGCCAUAUGUGUAGUAUGUGUGAUGGCACAAUUCAUGGCAUUGGCAUUAAUCUACAAAGCCUCUUCCUAUAUAAAACCAUAUAUAAUUAUCUGGGAAUCUUUGGCUAACUGUUUCAUUGCUACAUCAAGGAAGCCUAUGGCAAACACAUUGGUUUUUGCUGGUUAAGUACUCUCCUGUGAAAUUUCCUCUUAGGCUGCAUAUACACUGCAGAAAUAAUCCAGUUUGACAC
Messenger RNA from Sceloporus undulatus (fence lizard), 2842 nucleotides. It is a transcript of the gene SYNDIG1L, whose product is annotated as synapse differentiation inducing 1 like. The coding region runs from base 298 to 1011 and encodes 237 amino acids. NCBI's taxonomy places the organism in Eukaryota, Metazoa, Chordata, Lepidosauria, Squamata, Phrynosomatidae. Gene Ontology annotation, cellular component: intracellular membrane-bounded organelle; membrane. The transcript is spliced from 4 exons. The record is from RefSeq and is a predicted model, not a curated record.